AAAGACAAUCCCUCAUGAUUCAGAAGCCACCGGUGGAUCACCCACCCCCAUCUCUCCGCCUCAUGCCUUUCUUCAACUUCCUGAUUUAUAUAUAUAUCUUACAGCCCCUGCAGGUCUGAAUUCAUUGUCACAGAGCUUAGUUCAAAUUAGUUAAGAGAAGAAAUCAAUGGAAAUGAAGCCUUGGACAGGAACCUUGACGGCAAUGCUACUCGUACUGGCUUCCGCCAUGGCGUUUCAAGCCCGUGCUCAAGACACUUCCUGCAUGAAUAGGUUAAUUCCAUGCCUAAAUUACCUGAACGGUACUCGAGAUCCGCCGCCGAGCUGCUGCAAUCCUCUGAAAUCGGUGAUCGAUUCCAAUCCCGAUUGCCUCUGCGCUUUAAUUAGCAGAGACGGAAGCGAUCGAGCAGAGCAAGCCGGCAUCGAUGUCAGCCAGGCUCAACUCUUGCCCGGCCGAUGCGGCGAACAUGUUAAUCCGCUCUCUUGCCUCGCCGCCGCCAAUAACGCCCGCUCGCUCUCCAUCUCUUCCGCUCUGCAACUGAUUUCGCUUACGAGUACCGCGUCGCUUCUCAUGUCUGGAGUUCUUCACUUUUACGGUUUUUGUAUCCAUUAAUGCCGCUCUCUCCAUUUUAGAGGCUUAUAUAAUGUG
Molecule: messenger RNA, 646 nt
Organism: Cucurbita maxima (winter squash)
Lineage: Eukaryota; Viridiplantae; Streptophyta; Magnoliopsida; Cucurbitales; Cucurbitaceae
Product: lipid transfer-like protein VAS
Exons: 2
Coding region: 167-610 (147 amino acids)
Biological process (GO): lipid transport
Molecular function (GO): lipid binding
Source: RefSeq, a predicted model, not a curated record